This is a messenger RNA of Fibroporia radiculosa, 2679 nucleotides long. RefSeq lists its product as uncharacterized. Lineage: Eukaryota; Fungi; Basidiomycota; Agaricomycetes; Polyporales; Fibroporiaceae. The record is from RefSeq and is a predicted model, not a curated record. The coding region runs from base 1 to 2679 and encodes 892 amino acids. The transcript has 2 exons.
AUGGACUCCCCCAUAGACCCAUACAGCAGAGAUGACCAUCUCCGUUCCCUCCUUGACCAACGCACCGCUCGUGCUGACAUUCACGGCCGAUUCCCUUCUCUCUCCGAAUUUUCAGACUCUCCGUCUGUUUAUAGCCGUGCGCAUUUCUCCCCCCGUCCUACCGACAGGUCCCACGUCGAUACCAACUUUGAGUUCGUCGUCCCCGUCCAUGUCCGUCCCUCCGAGCCCCGCUCUCUGUCCGACCGAGAGCGGCUCAACUUUCCCAAUGCUAGUAGCUUGGAUCUUGACGACGAUCCAACCUCUUCUUGUGCAUGCAGUAACUCUCAUGACGGUGAGGAUUUGUCCGGGGAGGAUGAGGACGAGCCCCCGAGAAUCAGCACCUAUGGCCCCAAGAUGACUGUCCAUUCUCGUGCUCCUUGGGAGUUGGGAGAGGAUGAUGUCACCGGACCGGACGAUCAUGGAAGCAGCUCCAAGCUCUUUGCGCACAAAAGGCCUGACGGUCCUAAACGCGGCGUUUGGCCCCUGGGUAAGAACAGCACUGACAAGAGGCCGAGCACCGAGUCGAGCCGUUCGCAGCCAAAGGCGAAACAGUCGCUUGAUUCCCACUCACCCACUGGCGGUGCACUCCUCGCUCUGGCUCAAGCGUCAAUGUCGUCGACCUCUCUCUCUUUGACAUCUUCCCCUCAGCCCACCUUGCGAGAUAAAUUAUCUCUCUCUCGUCUACGUUCUCGCACACCGUCCAAUCCUAAUCCUCCAGGUGCCCUCGAGCCUAUCGAAGCUCGUCUACCUCCUUUCCCUCCAUCAUCAAACUCCACAUCUCCUAUGUCCCGGCUGAUACGCGCUACGUCUCCCGUGCCCUUAUCUCCUCUGGAGCCUACUUUCUCCGAUACUACUUCCCGUGCAUCUUCACCCAAUAUUCAUCAAGAGUAUACUCAUCCGUACGCAAACCCGGACCUCGUCCGCCGCGUUGUAUAUGAUCCACCCCAGUCACCCAAGCAUAUGGCAUCUUCCGUCCUUCCUCAGACAUUGGUCGCUGCCAAUCAUAGCGACUCAAAUGCCACCUUGACUGAGACCACUACCACAAGCAGCAUAUUCCAGUCGCGAUCGAACACAGCAGUGUCCUCGCUCACCCCCGUCACGUCUUCAUCAUCAAUGGACGCUAGCGUUCACGAAUACUGCCUUUCCGAUCACGUACAUGGGAAAGGUAUCUCUACCCCUACGUCCGUGAGCAAGUCGUUUGUCGCGAGGCCUUCUGGGACACAGGAGAAAGCAUCUGGGAAACUGCGGAAUAGGGAUACCAAACUCCUUUCCGGGCCUGCUAGUAGUGCAUUUCCUGGCUGGAGUGACAACUCCACUGGAUCGUCAAUUAAACUCAUCUCGCUGGAGGAAGCGCAGGCUCAGGCGCGCGAGCGAUCACGGAGUGCUACGGCGAAUCCAGUUAUAUCAAGUCCUCUUGUGGCCGGGCCACCUAGCGCACACAUAGGGGGUUUUGAGCACAAUAUGUCGCCACAGAGUCCCGCGAAAAGGACAAGAUCUGCUUCCGCGGGUGGGCUUAAAGCCAAAGUGGACUCGGGCCAGCGACCUCUCAUGCCCACGGAUUCAUCGCAGAUCGCUGUUGGCAGUGUUUCUCAGAGAACCGUGACUCGCAAAAAGAGCGGGUUUAUGAGACUCUUCAAUGCGAAAGAGCGAGAUAGAGCGCUGCAUUCGCCACCGCCUCCAAUACCCUCAUUAUCAUCAGACAGUGUUACAGUUCCCUCAAAUCCUGUUCCGCAGGUGCACAGGAUGCGAAAGGCCUCCACUCACCGAGUCCCUGUCCCAUCACUUUCACCGUCACUCGUAGCUGCUGUAGAAAAUCGCGUUGCUAAUGCCGACUCCGGUAGUUCAUCCGAUUCACGUUCUGAUGCAUCGGUAUCUAAAGAAUCUGUGUUACCGAGGGACCGUCAGUUGAGCUCCAGGCGUAAUGCACCAGAUCUCUCGAUUGUCACUUCACCGCCGACAGUCGAAGUGGCUAAGUUGCAGGCUGCACCACCCCAUACAGCGGCCAUCGUGAAUGACUUACACGGUCAUACUGUGAUCGUUACGCCGACUGCAAGUGAGUCUGUCACAAGUACCAUGUCGCAACUCCCAAGCAGUGCACCGCCUGGCAUGACUGACUUUGUAGCAUUACGCCUUCGUCCGGUCUCUACCCUUUUCAGCACAGGCUUUGCCGACCAGCUCGUCAGCCCAGAUGCCCUAUCUCAACCUUCUUUGGAUACAGACUCGGGCACUCCAACUACGGCGACAACCUCUAUGGUCUCGCCAUUGAGCCCAAACUUUCCACCGAAAGCAUACGCUGGUGUCAACGACGGCAAAGUUUCGCCCAUGAUCACGGAAGACGAUCAAUCCUCUAUCGUACAGCCAUUACCAGACCAAAUCUUAGUUGCGCGUAGGGCAUGGCAGCGACAGAUCUGGGAGCUCGAGGGCCAGGUACGCGAUUUGAAGGCUGAGGUGGAAGAGCUGCGCACAGCGGAGAAAGGCACGUCUUUUUGCGCAGUGUGCGGGCGAGGGAGUGCUGGUAAAGCCAGUACUGAAAGCGAUGGCACUCUCGAGGAUCUGAAGAAAGCCGGCGUGAAGGUCGGUGUGGUCAACCGUCCAAGAGCGCGCACCGGUGUCGGCUCCCGCUUCGCGAGUGGAACGUAG